GGGUCAUAUUGUUAUUACCAUUCUAAACACGUUUAGCACUUUCAGUGAGUCUAUUGCACGUAUUUUAUUGGAAAUGGCAAAGGGAAUAUACACACAGGGUUAAAACUAUGUGAAAAGUAAUUAUUGUAGUAAUUUAUGUUUUCACUAAUUGGGGAAGAUCUCAGUGUCGUAUUGAAGAAAUUAAAACGUAUCCAAAGACUUCCUUCUCAACCAAGUCAACAAACUCACUUUUAAAGUCGAUAUGUGGUAAAGGUGAUGGCAACACGCCAUCUCACUUGUUCUAAAGUUCAACAUCAGCUGCACGCGCCAUGGUAUAUGAGGAGUCGGAGUGACUUUUCUCCAGAACAAUAAUGGCCACGUACUCUCGGCUCCCGGGAUCCGUUGCUCUGAUAACGCUUCAGAAUCCACCUGUCAACGCGCUCAGUGCAGCGGUGCGACAGGGCAUAGUAGAUACGGUGCAGAGGGCCCUGAAGGACCCAAAGGUGACAUCUGUAGUGAUCUGUGGACAGAAUGGGAAGUUCUGUGGAGGGGCGGACAUCAGGGAGUUUGCGGGGCCGAUGUUGGGGCCCCCCCUGGUGCCCAUGAUCCAUGCUAUUGAGGCUGUGGACAAGCCUGUGGCGGCAGCCAUCGAGGGAGUAGCACUGGGAGGAGGACUGGAGUUAGCACUGGGCUGCCACUAUCGCAUUGCACACUCCAAGGCCCUUCUAGGACUUCCAGAGGUGACCCUGGGUCUGCUGCCAGGCGCAGGGGGGUCACAACGUCUACCCAGACUCAUAGGGUUAACAGCUGCCCUGGACCUCAUCACUACAGGUAGACAACAUGACUCAUCCUUUUUUUCCUCUCAUGGGUUAGGGAGAGACCCGAUGUUUCAACGUUGUGGACCAGUGCCGUGGCAGUUCGUCCGGAGAGUUGCAGGCCAGUCCCUGGACUCCCGUCGUCUGAGCACCCUGCCCUGCCCCUGCCCCCCAGACGUUGACUCCCUCUUGGACAAAACCAUGGUAAAGGUCCGGCAGCGCUCCCGAGGUGCCCUGGCUCCGGUGGCCUGUGUUCAGGCUCUGAUGGCGGCUGCCUCCCUACCUUACACCCAGGGUAUGGAGAAGGAGAGGGACCUGCUGACCACCCUGUUCAACAGCGGCCAGGCCCGAGCUCUGCAGUAUGCCUUCUUCUCCCAGAGGGUGGUGGGGAAGUGGAGUCUGCCUAGUGGGGCGAGCUGGGACAACAGUGCUGCCAGGACCAUCAGCAAAGCUGCUGUUAUUGGUCUGGGUACCAUGGGGCGUGGCAUCGUUGUGGCACUGGCUCUGACGGGCAUCUCUGUGGUUGCCGUGGAGACACAGGAAAAGCAGCUGGCAGAGGCCAGUCAGGUGGUUCCGGCGAUGCUGCAGAGAGAGGCGGGGCGGCGAAGCUUGGCCACACCCCCAGGGGUUAUCUCCUUCAGCUCUAAUUUGCAGGACGUUUGUGAGGUGGAGUUGGUGAUCGAGGCGGUGUUUGAGGACAUGUCCCUGAAGCUGCAGGUGUUUAGGCAUCUGACCUCUGUGUGUAGACCUGGGACCCUGCUCUGCUCCAACACCUCUGGCUUGGACAUCGACCGGCUAGCUGCCGUCACCCAGAGCCCUGGCCUGGUGGUGGGGAUGCACUUCUUUGCUCCGGCCCACGUCAUGAAGCUGCUGGAGGUGGUGUAUGGUCCACGGUCAUCUCCGGAGGCGGUCGCCACGGCAAUGCAGCUGGGCAAGAGGAUGGGCAAAGUCAGCGUCGCCGUGGGCAACUGUCCGGGGUUUGUGGGUAACCGGAUGUUGAAGCCGUACCUGGAACAGGCCAACUUCCUGUUGGAGGAAGGAGCCACGCCCCAGCAGGUGGACGAGGUGCUGGAGGAGUUUGGAUUCCCCAUGGGCGUGUUCCGGAUGUCUGACCUAUCAGGGCUGGAUGUGGGCUGGAGGAUCAGGAAGGAGGCAGGGCUUACAGGGCCAGGGGUGGAGUCAACCAGGACACGCCAGGGCCGACGGUACAGCCCGCUACCUGACCAGGUGUGUGAGGCAGGCCGGCUGGGCCAGAAGACGGGGAGGGGAUGGUACCAGUAUGACGGGCCUGGAGGCAGGGUGGCGCGGUCCGACCACUGGGUGAACAUCUUCCUGGAGGCUUACAGGGCGGAGCACGGCCUGGUGGCCCGGAGCAUCGCCCCGGAGGAGAUCCUAGAACGCUGUCUCUACGCUCUGAUCAAUGAAGGCUUCAACAUCCUGCAGGAUGCCAUGGCCGCCGGGCCGGAAGACAUCGACGCCAUCUAUGUGUUUGGAUACGGCUGGCCCCGGCACCACGGGGGACCCAUGUUCCAUGCAGGCCAGGUGGGAUUGGGCAGGAUCCUGGAGAGGCUGCAGCACCACCACCACAACCACCCUGACGUGCCUCAUCUGAAGCCCAGCACGCUGCUGCGGAGGCUUGUCGCAGUGGGAAGUCCUCCGGUCCAGAAGUGGAGAGAGUUCAUCAACAAAGAAAGAGUACACAGUCAGCUCUGAGAUGCCCCAGCCUCACCUGUCAAUGCAACCCUGUGAUUUAAUAAUAAAGUCUCACAUUAGAGAUACGCCCAGGGAUUUCUAGGGUAUCAGUGCCUUCCCCACCAUCAGCAUGUGUGCCAAGUAUCUUAGGAAAUGUGAUCUACUGUAAUAAAUACAUUUUCUAUAAUACAUUUUCUCAUGCUUUCAAAAUAAUACCCACUGACACAUUUAUGGAGGGUUGGUUUUGUGUUUAAUUGGGGUAAGUUGGCUUAAUAUUUGACUAGAUUUAGCUGAACAGAGAACUGGGUAUUUUGACAAGUCAUACUCAUAACUUAAUAGUGUUCUCCACAUGUCAGUGGGGUUUAGCCUUUGGCUGUUGGCAUUUCAUUCACCCUCCUGUCAAAAUGAAUUAACCAGACAUUAUUCUGCCUUUACCGGGGUGGAGAGAGGUCCUGAUGCAGACUGAAUCUGCAACCAGGCCUUUGUCUCUUAGCCGUGGAGAACCAGCCUAAUCGCUGGCUCAAUUCAAUCAAAACCUGUGUCCAAUGGUCAAAUGAACUCAGACUGGUCUUAGGCACUGUGUAAAAACCUACAACUACUACCAGGGCGACCCCACCCCCCAACAGGUAUGCUUUCACUUUUCAGAAUUAGAAGUGUGUGGGAUGAAUAUUGUAAAUAAAGACAUUGCUAUGGCUGGUUUGAAUGAAUCCCAGCCAUCACUUCUA
Messenger RNA from Oncorhynchus tshawytscha (Chinook salmon), 3211 nucleotides. RefSeq names its product enoyl-CoA, hydratase/3-hydroxyacyl CoA dehydrogenase (gene ehhadh). The coding region runs from base 351 to 2507 and encodes 718 amino acids. Lineage: Eukaryota; Metazoa; Chordata; Actinopteri; Salmoniformes; Salmonidae. The transcript is spliced from 10 exons. Gene Ontology annotation, molecular function: (3S)-3-hydroxyacyl-CoA dehydrogenase (NAD+) activity; NAD+ binding. Gene Ontology annotation, biological process: fatty acid beta-oxidation. The record is from RefSeq and is a predicted model, not a curated record. Gene Ontology annotation, cellular component: peroxisome.